GCCGCCGACGUGGGCCCGGCUCCCGGCGCCUUUGUGAGCGUCGCGGGCUUCGCCGACGGCGGCGCCAUGAGCGGCCCGGGCGGCGCGACGAUGGCGCCCGCCGGCCGCGAGCCGCCUGCGCAGGAGGAGGCCAUGACGUGGUGGUACCGCUGGCUGUGUCGCCUGUCGGGGGUGCUGGGGGCCCUCUCUUGCGGGAUCUGCGGCCUCUUCAACUGCAUCACGGUCCACCCGCUCAACAUCGCGGCCGGCGUGUGGAUGAUCAUGAACGCCUUCGUCCUGCUGCUGUGCGAGGUGCCCUUCUGCUGCCAGUUCCUCGAGUUCGCGAACACGGUGGCGACGAAGGCGGACCGGCUGCGCGCCUGGCAGAAGGCCGUCUUCUACUGCGGGAUGGCUGUCGUCCCCAUCGUCAUCAGCCUGACGCUGACCACGCUGCUGGGAAACGCCAUUGCCUUCGCCACCGGGGUGCUGUACGGACUUUCCGCUCUGGGCAAGAAGGGCGAUGCCAUCUCCUACGCCCGGAUCCAGCAGCAGAGGCAGCAGAUGGACGAGGAGCAGCUCACUGAGACCCUGGAGGGGGCUCUGUGAGGCCAGCUGAGCCGCCUUCUGCCCCAGCUUGUGGGGGCGCUCUCUGCCCACCCUCCAUCUCCUGGGCACGUCCCACAGGCACCGGGCCUGGAGAAGGAGCCUCGGCCUGGCUCCAUGGCCCCCCUCAUCCCCCUCCACAUCUGGACUCUACCUCGGACGACAGCAAGGGAAGGUCGAGUGAGCCUUGGGAGAAACUGAGGCUGCAGCAGUGCUGUGCGGAACAGCCCGGCCUGGCAGCCCACCCGGCCUCAGGUGGGCAGCUGGGAAGGCUUCCUGUGGUUGGCAGAACCACUGAUGGGAUGAGGGCCCAGGAGGAGCUUCCCCAGGAGGGCUGUCCUGCGCGAGGCGCACGGUGGCCAGCCGGCCUCCCGGACCCUGCCAUGAGACUUGGGUCCCGGCGUUGACCUGUUUGGCCUCCUUGCAGCCACCCAGGCAGGAGAGCGUCCUGCAGGCUGAGCCCCCUGGACCUAGCCUCUGCCCACCUGUUGCCGGGGCGACAGGCAUGUGGCGGUACAGUGGUCUGAGGUCUGCCCGCUGCUGCCCCCAGUGCCUCUCGGCUCUCAGUGGGCGCCUGUGGUUCUCCCAGGUUGUGCCCCCACCCAGAAGGGCUGCCUUGGGCCUGUCUGGGUAGCUCACCCUGGAGGGAAUGCCCCUCCCCACCACCUGCUGCAGGCCUUGGUGCUAAGGAAGUGGGAGAGCAGGCUCUCCCCUGCCCCCAUGGGGUGCCCACAUCUCCAGUAGCCCAUGCUGUUAGAGGGGCUCAUCUUGAGCCCCUCCCCUGUGAGCUAUCCCCUCUGCCCUGGAUAUCAGCUACCAGGGAGCAAGGCCAGUGCAGAGGGCAUGGAGAGCUGAUAGCAGGACCCCAUCCUUCCUGCACGCGGCCUGCCUCUUCCGUCCCGUGACAGGCCACAGCUGCUCACAGCCAGUUGGGUCUGCAGCCGUGGGGGUCUGGCUGGGCCUGGUGCAAUGGUGGACAGAUGUGGGCUGGUCUGGACAGUUUCCACCAGGGGCCCAGCUCCGUCUUCCUCCCAAGAUGCCCACCAGGCCUGCAUGUAGCUCGCGGAGCUUGGGGAACGGGGCUGCCGUGCUUGAGGCGAACAGCAGGCCCCGGGCUGGGAGCAGCUGCUUGGGGCACUGCCCCGGGCGCCUGGCUCAGCAGCCCUGCCUCCCAGCCCUCCAGGGAGUCUGUGCCCUGGGGGACAGGUGCUUGGCCUGGCGGGGGCCUGUCUUCCGUGGGUCUCAGGCCAUCACCCUCAGGCCUGGCCUCCGGGCAGGCCACUGUGUGUGCAUGUGUGCGUGUGCCUUCUGAGUGGGCAGUGAAUGACCAUUCAUUCUACCUCCGGGAGGAGCAGGGCCCACCUCCCCCUUGGCUCAUCCUUGUCCAAGAAAUGGGACUUGGGCUGCUGCUGCCCAGCCCCACACAGGCAGGGGUCUCUUCGCCUGCAGGAGUGGGGAAGAGAGGGCACCAAGGCAGGCCACAGCUCGGGGCAGAGGAGGGAGGCCUUCAGGGCUCCCAGGCCCUCCUCAGGGUCACAGGCCAAGGCAGGUCACCUGCCUGGGGUUCCCAGCAGGACUGUCAUCCCAGGGUCCCCUCGCCAGGAGUCUGUCCAAAUGGCAGAGGGGUCCUGGCUGGCUGGGCCGCCAGGUGUCCCCCCACCUCCUGCAUGUUGACCCGCUAUGUCUCUGCCUCCCUUUACCAGCCCUGUUUCCUUGUCAAUGUUGCACUGGCACUCAAGGCAAUAAAGCAGGGCUGUGGUUGG
Molecule: messenger RNA, 2345 nt
Organism: Choloepus didactylus (southern two-toed sloth)
Lineage: Eukaryota; Metazoa; Chordata; Mammalia; Pilosa; Megalonychidae
Gene: CACFD1
Product: calcium channel flower domain containing 1
Exons: 5
Coding region: 67-585 (172 amino acids)
Biological process (GO): vesicle-mediated transport
Cellular component (GO): membrane
Source: RefSeq, a predicted model, not a curated record